UCCCUCCUUCUUGCUUCUGCUCCAUUGAACCUGCAAAAAACCCUCGUUGCUUAUCUAAACAAGAUAAUCGACACUACACAUAUAAGGGCAUACGUUUAAUAGGAAAUGGUGUUCGUAAUGUGGCAUAUCAGACCAAAACACGAAGUUGUUGAUGUAUCAACUGUAUAUGCUGGUGCACCCACAUGGUUUAGUAUUAAGCUUCAUCACGGUGGGAAAUUUACUAAAUUACCUGAUAUAAAGUACAUUGGAGGUGAAGUGCGUUAUGUUGAUUAUGUGGACAUUGAUGAGUUUUCUGUGCAUGAACUUGAUGCCAUAAUGCUUGACCUAGGUUACCCAGACCCACGGAAUUCUGACUUCGCUGAUGAAUCCCCAGUUAUAUACUACCAUUUUAGGAUACCCAAUGGUGACUUUCAAUUUGGUCUUAGAGCUUUAGGGAAUGAUCAGGAUGUGAUCAACCUUUCUAAAUAUAUUGCACAUAACAAGCUGAUUGAGGUGUACACAGAGCAUGGAAAGACAAAUUUAUUGACUUACUUCAUGUCACCAAAUGCAAAGGGUAAAGUUGUCAUUGAGGAAUUACCAGAAAAUGAUGAUCAAGGGGCUGAAGUUGAGGGUCAAGUUCAUGCAGAUUCUUCAAUGAAAAAUGUGAACCAUGGUAAUGGUGAGCCUAUUGGUGAGUUCAUGUCUCUGAUUCUUUUUGGGAGUAAGAAUGAUAGUUUCUCAUAA
Messenger RNA from Lactuca sativa (garden lettuce), 723 nucleotides. RefSeq lists its product as uncharacterized. Lineage: Eukaryota; Viridiplantae; Streptophyta; Magnoliopsida; Asterales; Asteraceae. The record is from RefSeq and is a predicted model, not a curated record.